This is a messenger RNA of Myxocyprinus asiaticus (Chinese sucker), 3237 nucleotides long. Its product is annotated as frizzled-9-like. The transcript has a single exon. NCBI's taxonomy places the organism in Eukaryota, Metazoa, Chordata, Actinopteri, Cypriniformes, Catostomidae. Gene Ontology annotation, molecular function: Wnt-protein binding; Wnt receptor activity. Gene Ontology annotation, biological process: non-canonical Wnt signaling pathway; canonical Wnt signaling pathway. Bases 472 to 2214 code for a protein of 580 amino acids. The record is from RefSeq and is a predicted model, not a curated record. Gene Ontology annotation, cellular component: plasma membrane.
AUGUGUGGAGGACACAAGAGAAAAUAACCCGCAUGCUUGUAGCGGACUACACGCUUCUUAGAAGUUUGGAGAGAACCGAAGACAAGAACAGAUUUGUUGUUUCUCUUGUUGAGCUCCUCCUGAUGCCAUUAUUUGUCCUAAUGAGGUACUGACAUACGUGAAAUAUUUGUUUACUUUAGUGAUUGAGAACGCGCGCUUUUAAUGUAAAUAUAGGAUGAAAUUUGGACACUACGGAUCACUGAAAAUUAUAUGAAGACCUCAUGUGAAUAGGAGGAUUUUUUUCAGAGAAGCUUCAUUCAGAGGACGUUUUUCGCCGGAUGACAAAUGAAACAUUCAUUGAUGCCCUCUUAAUCUAAGCAGUGUCCAUGGAGCUACAUAAUCAUCCAUAACUCACAAACGAUAUAGAAUUAUCCUCUCUUGGGACAUUUUACUGGACUUACCUUAUUCCAAAAGGGUGACUAAAAAUCUAGCAUGGGGGGUUCUUCAAUGAAAAUUGUGAUUUUUCUGUGGUGUCAACUGGUCAUGACUACAUACAGUCUAGAGAUUGGCUCUUAUGACCUGGAGAGAGGGCGACCGGCUAAAUGUGAGCCUAUCAUCAUCCCCAUGUGCCAGGGCAUUGGGUAUAACCUCACCCGGAUGCCCAACUUUAUGGACCACGACAAUCAGAGGGAAGCUGCUAUAAAACUCAAUGAAUUCGCACCUCUUGUGGAAUACGGUUGUGAUGUGCAUUUGAGAUUUUUCCUGUGCUCGCUUUAUGCCCCUAUGUGCACGGACCAAGUGUCCACAUCCAUCCCAGCUUGUCGUCCAAUGUGCGAACAGGCACGCCAGAAGUGCUCGCCCAUAAUGGAGAAGUUUAAUUAUGCCUGGCCCGAUUCUUUGGACUGCUCUAAACUGCCCACCAGGAAUGACCCCAACGCGCUUUGCAUGGAAGCCCCGGAAAAUGAUACCAAAACUGAGACUAAGAAAGGAGAGGGCAUGUUGCCUGUGCCACCCCGACCUAGGCAGCCUGGCACGGGGAACGGGCACUCGGGGGGCAGCAUGGGUGUUUGUGAGAAUCCAGAAAAGUUCCAGUAUGUGGAAAAGAGUGAGACGUGUGCUCCACGCUGCUCGUCCGCUGUGGACGUUUUUUGGUCCAGACAGGAUAAGGACUUUGCGUUCAUUUGGAUGGCGGUUUGGUCUACUUUGUGUUUUGGAUCCACAGCUUUCACCGUCCUCACCUUCCUCCUUGACCCACAUCGCUUUCAGUAUCCAGAGCGGCCCAUAAUUUUCCUUUCCAUGUGCUACAACGUUUACUCAGUAGCCUUCAUCAUUCGGUCUGUCGCUGGGGCAGAGAACAUUGCGUGUGACCGUGAAAAUGGGGAGUUGUACAUCAUUCAAGAGGGCCUGGAGAGUACAGGAUGUACCAUAGUCUUCCUCAUCCUCUACUAUUUUGGCAUGGCCAGCUCCAUCUGGUGGGUCAUCCUCACCCUCACAUGGUUCCUGGCAGCAGGUAAGAAGUGGGGUCAUGAGGCUAUCGAGUCACAUAGCAGUUACUUCCACAUGGCUGCAUGGGGCAUACCUGCACUGAAGACCAUAGUCAUCCUCACUAUGCGGAAAGUUGCAGGCGAUGAGCUCACCGGACUGUGCUAUGUGGGCAGUAUGGAUGUGGGGGCGCUAACGGGCUUUGUCCUUGUGCCGUUGUCCUGCUACCUCAUCAUAGGAACGUCUUUCAUCCUGACCGGCUUCGUGGCACUCUUCCAUAUAAGAAAGGUGAUGAAGACUGAAGGCACCAACACAGAAAAACUGGAGAAGCUGAUGGUGAAAAUCGGCAUCUACUCUAUCCUCUACACGGUCCCUGCCACUUGCGUCAUCAUAUGCUACUUCUAUGAGCGCCUCAACAUGGACUACUGGAAAUUUAGAGGUCUGCAGAGCAAGUGCACCACGUUUCCCGGCCGUAGGAACGAGGACUGCUCCCUGGAGUCUUCGGUGCCCAUGGUGGCCGUGUUCAUGCUGAAGAUCUUCAUGUCGCUGGUGGUGGGCAUCACCAGUGGAGUGUGGGUUUGGAGCUCCAAGACACUGCAGACUUGGCAAGGUCUGUGUAGCAGGAAGUUGACAGAUAGGACUUGCAGGAAGCACUGCAGCGGGAGUUGCAGCACCUGCCACUACAAAGCACCUGCCGUCAUACUGCACAUGUCCAAGACGGAUCCCUACUCAGACAGCCCCACGCAUGUAUGAGCGCAGGUCUGUGGCCUCAUCUGUCAUGUACUGUAUCAAGGCAGAAUCCAGGCCUCACUUGGCGUAUUGGACUGCAUGAAAGACAGUUUGCAUGCUGUGAAGCCAUAAGUAAAACAAACCUAAUGUAAUAUUGCGUGUUUAAUACAAGUAAAGCACAAUUGUGGCAUAAUAUUGUUUUCACACACACACAAAAAAUUUACUUGUUCCUUUUUUAUUUAAAACAAAAAAUCAAAAUUGCGGUUACUGUGAGGCACUUACAAUGGAAGUGAAUGGGGCCGGUCCAGAAAUGCUAAAAUACACAUAGUUUUAAAGGUAUAACCACAAGAUGUAAACAUUAUACAUAUUAACAUGAUUUUAGUGUGAUAAAAUCACUUACUAAUCUUAUCUGUGUAAAGUUACAUCCAAUAUUACAACUCUGUUGUCAUGAUAGUGAAACCCUGUAAUCCUGGUAUUGGAGAUAUAGUGUAACUUUACACAGAAAAGUUUAUUUAGCGAUUUUAUCACACAAAAAUCAUGUUAACAUGUAUAAUGUUUACAUCUUGUGGAUAUUCUUCUGAAAUGGUGUGUAGUUUUAGCGUUAAUUAACUGGCCCCGUUCACUUCCAUUGUAAGCUCCUCUCUGUAAUUGUGAUUUUUGUUUUCAUAAACGAGCGACGAGUCGAAAUUAUUUUGUGUGAUAAUUAAAAUUAUGCCACAAAUGCGGUUGAUUGAGCUUAAUUUUUAUUGAACACGGAAUAUUCCUUUUAAAACCCAACAUUAUCAGUACUUUAAGGAAGAAUUUUAUCAUCACUUGCUGUAGAAAAGCAAAAAAUGAGAAGUGUCCACAGAUAUGCAUAUCAAAAUCAGUUAUAAAUGAUCUGCAAAACCAAUCACAAUCACUAGUGCACACAGCGUCCCCCUUCUGAAAAGUACACGUUUCUUGCGAAAUUACAUGUUAAAUGUUUCAGGACUUCUAUUUAUUGUAUAUAUAUUUAAUUUUGUUUGGUUUCUCUCAAGAUGGCAUUGAUGAGUCUAUCAGUUUGUU